UUUAUCAUGAUUAUUUUAAAGCAACAGAUGAUAUCAAACUUGAUUCGUCACAACAUUUUUUAUUUUACUAUUUUAUUUUAUUUUUAUUUUAUUUUAUUUAUUUAUUUAUUUAUUUUAUUUAAACUAAUAAUGUUUAAAGAUAGAACAACUGAAUUUCAUUCUUUAUGUGAGCGUAUUCGUUCUCGUUCACAUGCAACUAUUUCAGAUAAGAGAGCCCUAUUAUCACCCGAUCUUUCUAAAGAAAAUCAAACAUCCAAGAAACGUCUUCCACGUUCAGAAUUUUCUUUAAUGGCAGCUGAAAUCAGUAGACAGAUCACACACACAGCAGGGAAAUUAGAAAAAUUAACAAAAUUGGCCAAGAGAAAGACUUUGUUUGAUGAUAAACCUGUCGAGAUUAAUGAAUUAACAUUUAUUAUUAAACAAGAUAUUGCAAAGUUGAACAAACAAAUCGCAAUGCUUCAAGAUUACACUAAGCAUCAGAAGCAAAACUCAAAACAAGCAACCGAACAUACAUCAAAUGUGGUUGUAGCUCUCCAAAGUAAAUUAGCUGAUACCUCUAUGAGUUUUAAAGAUGUAUUAGAAAUACGAACAGAGAAUAUGAAAAUAUCAAAGGACAAAAGAGAUCAAUUUUUGUUUUCAACUAUGGAACAAACAGCAGAUACUGGAUUAGUCAAUUCACCUUUAAUGAAAUCACGCCGUCGUGGAGCAAUAGAAGAGGAAGAAGAAGAAAAGAAAGAACAAGAAUCAACAUUAUCACUUGGUAUACCUAUGAUAACUCAACAACAACAGCAAGAAAUGAUGAUUUUGGAACAAGAUAGAUAUAUUGAUCAUAGAUCCUCUGCAAUUGAAAGCAUCGAGAGUACAAUUGCUGAAUUAGGUGGUAUUUUUCAACAAUUAGCUACCAUGGUAGCAGAGCAAAGAGAAACCGUACAAAGAAUCGAUCAAAAUACAGAUGACAUUGAAAUGAACGUCAUGGGAGCACAACGAGAAUUAUUAAAAUAUUAUACAAGCAUUAGUUCGAAUAGAUGGCUAUUCAUUAAAAUAUUCGUAACAAUUGUAAUAUUCUUUUUAAUAUUCACUUUUAUUAUGUAAUAAAGAAAAUAGAACUUUAGUAUUCAAAUUAACUUUUGUGUGAAAAAUUCAAUAUCUUUAAAAAGUUAA
Messenger RNA from Cokeromyces recurvatus, 1161 nucleotides. Its product is annotated as t-SNARE. The transcript is spliced from 7 exons. Lineage: Eukaryota; Fungi; Mucoromycota; Mucoromycetes; Mucorales; Mucoraceae. The coding region runs from base 7 to 1092 and encodes 361 amino acids. Gene Ontology annotation, cellular component: Golgi membrane; endomembrane system; SNARE complex. Gene Ontology annotation, biological process: vesicle fusion; intracellular protein transport; endoplasmic reticulum to Golgi vesicle-mediated transport. The record is from RefSeq and is a predicted model, not a curated record. Gene Ontology annotation, molecular function: SNAP receptor activity; SNARE binding.